UUUGACAACUCUUUAAAUAUAAGUCUCAUCUUGUGAAAGUAACCCUGUUCAUUGUCAAAAACCGUUUUUUCCUUUAAGCAAAGUUUUUAAACAUCCUUGAACUCUAAAUCCCAGAUUUGUAAAUGUACUGCACCUGCUUCUUGUACACUCCCUGCCUCAUAGUGAUGAAUGAAAUUGUAUUGUACGACACAUUUUGUACCUAGUUUCCUACGUUGCCCGACUGAAUUUUAAUCCUGGUGAUUUUUUACGUGUUUUUAUAACAGUAACAAAUAAACAGAGUGCUGAAUGGGCUGGUCAACUGAUUGCUAGCAUCGUCUCAAAGAGAUUGACAUUAGGGGUCAUUCAGGGUCUAGGGUACAGAUGGAGGAAAACAAGAGAACUUCCUCCAGUUCUCUUCAGUUUAGUGGAGUCCCAGGAGAUUACAGAUACAAAUACAGGAUUCAUCCAAGGGAUGAGAGAUAACAUUCAUCCAGAUAUGAGCUCCAAGGAUAAAUACAAGAAUGAUUUCUACUACAUUGCUCCACUUUAUCAUCUGGCAUUCACAGGGUUAGACAAGGUCGUCUUUAUAGAUAUAUCAGAUAUGGAGUUCACAGUAGAUAUUAAAGAACUGUAUGAUGAGUUUACUAAGCUAGAAUCAAGUCCUGCUAUUCUAGGAAUAGGCCUUGAUCUAUCCCCUCACUAUUUUGGAUAUCUUAAGAGUUACAUCGAGUCCCAUCCUGGAACAGAUAUAGGAAAACCAGGGAAAAAUCAGGGUUUAAACACCGGCGUUGUACUGUACAGACUGGAUAAAAUGCGGGUGAAUGAGCUGUACAACAGUUUUCUGAACAAACAAAAAAUAGACUAUCUUGUUAAAAAGUUCGGAUAUCCAUUUGCAUUGGCGGAACAGGACUUCUUUACUAACCUUGGUUUCAUGUUUCCAGACCUAUUCCAUAUACUUCCUUGCCAGUUCAAUACUCAGACAUCGUUACAGUAUUUAAGUUCACCGUUUGAGAAUAUCUUUAAGAGCUAUCACUACUGUGACAGGAAAGAGAAUAUAAAAAUCUUCCAUCUGAACGGAUGUGGCCCUACGCCUGCACAGUGUGGGGGGAACAAUAAGAGCAGUACAGUUUACGAUAAGGAUCAUGAUCUACAUUUCUACCAUAUAGAAGUACAGGUGUUCUGGGAAAUUAUGGAAGGAUUAUACAGAGAUGAGAUGAAAGAAACUCAAGAAACAUGAUGUUGUUUCAGCCAUAUUUAUUAAGUUAAAUAAAAAUAAUUCAUUGCUCUCGUUUA
Molecule: messenger RNA, 1272 nt
Organism: Eurytemora carolleeae
Lineage: Eukaryota; Metazoa; Arthropoda; Copepoda; Calanoida; Temoridae
Product: xyloside xylosyltransferase 1
Exons: 12
Coding region: 452-1216 (254 amino acids)
Molecular function (GO): UDP-xylosyltransferase activity
Source: RefSeq, a predicted model, not a curated record